Messenger RNA from Mollisia scopiformis, 2523 nucleotides. Its product is annotated as putative beta-glucosidase A. The transcript is spliced from 8 exons. The record is from RefSeq and is a predicted model, not a curated record. Gene Ontology annotation, molecular function: beta-glucosidase activity. NCBI's taxonomy places the organism in Eukaryota, Fungi, Ascomycota, Leotiomycetes, Helotiales, Mollisiaceae. The coding region runs from base 1 to 2523 and encodes 840 amino acids. Gene Ontology annotation, biological process: glucan catabolic process.
AUGCUGUGGUCUUCCUCAAUUGCUGUUGUUGCAGCGUUGUCAAACACUGCAAGUGCUCAGCUCAACGAUGCAUACAGUCCUCCAAGCUACCCCUCACCGUGGAUGCGUGGUGGAAAUGGAUGGGCAGAUGCGUACACGAAGGCUCAGGCUUUUGUGAGCCAGCUUACGCUUCUUGAAAAGGUCAAUCUUACGACGGGUGUGGGAUGGGAAGGUGAAUCGUGUGUGGGUAACACGGGAGCCAUUCCCAGGCUGAACUUUCCUGGUCUCUGUCUGCAAGACAGUCCUUUGGGAGUUCGUGACACGGAUUUCAACUCUGCGUUUCCCUCUGGUAUGAAUGUAGCAGCAACAUGGAGUACACGUCUGUUCAAGUCCCGUGGCAAUGCAAUGGGAUCGGAGCAUGGAGGCAAAGGGGUUGAUGUCCAAUUGGGCCCAGUUGCUGGUCCUAUUGGCCGUGUCCCGGCGGGCGGAAGGAAUUGGGAAGGUUUCAGUCCCGACCCUGUUUUGACUGGUGUUGCUAUGGCACAGACCAUCCAGGGAAUUCAAGACGCUGGUGUUAUUGCCUGCGCCAAACACUACAUCGGAAAUGAGCAGGAACACAAUCGACAGGCUGCCGCCCCGUACAAUUUUGCAUACAGUGCCAAUAUUGACGAUGUUACUAUGCAUGAGCUGUAUCUUUGGCCAUUCGCCGAUUCUGUCCGCGCAGGAGUGGGAGCCAUUAUGUGCUCAUACAAUCAGGUCAACAACAGCUACGCAUCUCAAAACAGCUAUACCUUGAACUACCUUCUGAAGAACGAGCUUGACUUCCAAGGAUUCGUCACCUCCGAUUGGUGGGCACAACUUACGGGUGCAGCCUCUGCAUUGGCAGGUCUUGACAUGACAAUGGCUGGAGACCAAGGAUUGGCGUCAGGAGAUACUUUCUGGGGCUCGAAUUUGACAGCUGCAGUCUUGAACGGCACUAUCCCGCAGUGGCGUCUCGAUGACAUGGUUACACGUAUCAUGUCAGCCUACUACAAGGUUGGAAGAGACACUCACAAAGUUCCUGUGAACUUCAACAGCUGGAAUCUCAGUACCUAUGGGUACCAACACCCAGAGGCCAAUGAAGACUUCACCCAGAUCAACUGGCAUGUCAAUGUCCAAGACGAUCAUGCAGCACUCAUCCGCGAAAUCGGAGGUGCUUCAACUGUCUUGCUCAAGAACACGAACAAUGCUCUUCCAUUGAAUAAGCCCAAAUAUAUCGCCGUCAUUGGUGAAGAUGCUCACGACAAUCCAGCUGGUGUCAACUCCUGCAGUGAUCGCAACUGUGACAUCGGCACACUUGCUAUGGGCUGGGGAUCUGGAACUGCCAACUUCCCCUAUUUGAUUGCUCCCAACACAGCAUUGAAGGCCCAAGCUGCUUCUGAUGGAUCUAAGUACACCAAUGUGUCGGACAACUACGACUUCGAUGCCGUGACUGCUGCUGUUACCGGUGCAGAUAUUGCUAUUGUUUUCGGCAACGCUGAUUCAGGAGAAGACUACAUCACUAUCGAUGGCAACCAAGGAGAUCGCAACAAUCUUACGCUGUGGGGUAACGCCGAUGCUCUCAUUGCUCACGUCGCUUCAAUAAACCCUAACACCAUUGUCGUGUUGCACACUGUCGGACCAGUCAUCGUGGAAGCAUACAAGAACCAUCCCAAUGUUACCGCCAUUCUCUGGGCUGGACUUCCAGGUCAAGAAUCUGGUAACGCAAUCACAGAUGUAAUCUACGGAAAAGUCAACCCACAAGCAAAGUCCGUCUUCACCUGGGGCAAGCAACGCGAAGACUGGGGCGUGGACGUGGUAUACACUCCCACAUCUGACCCACCUCAACUCAACUUUAACGAAGGUGUCUUCAUCGACUAUCGUCAUUUCGAUGCCGCUGGUAUUGAGCCCUCAUACGAAUUUGGAUUCGGCCUUUCCUACACCAAUUUCUCGUACUCGAAUCUCGUGAUCCAAAAGCAAAACCCCGGUCCCUAUGAACCUACCACCGGCGAAACAUCUGCUGCUCCCACGUUCGGCACCAUCGAUUACAAUGCUGCCGACAACGAAUUCCCACCAGGAUGGCACGCGGUGAAGGAUUAUGUGUAUCCAUACCUCGAUGGACCCGUGCCUACGGGCCUGCCACAAGACUGGCCAGCAGGUGCUCAGGACGGAAGUCCACAACCAAAACUACCCGCUGGAGGAAGCGGCGGAGGCAAUAGACAGCUCUGGGACACGAUGUAUACCGUCAGUGCUACGGUGACCAACACCGGCGGCGUUAAAGGAACGGAGAUUCCCCAGCUAUACAUCUCCCUCGGCGCACCAACAGAUCCCAAAGUCGUGCUUCGCGGCUUCGACGACUUGAUCCUCGACCCGGGUGAGAGCGAGACAUUUACGUACGAGGUCACGAGGAGGGAUAUCUCGAACUGGGAUACGGCCAGUCAGAAUUGGGUUGUGAGUACUUACCCGAAGACGGUGUAUGUGGGGAGUAGCUCGAGGAAUUUGCCGCUUAGUGGGGCUCUUGCUUGA